AGGUCUACCUUGUAUGAAUCACCAAGAGCAUUGUGUGCUACAAAACUCAGCAGUAUAUUUAUCUGGUAGAUAAUGGAUGGAAACCACUGUUAGCAGAAGUUGCAUUGGCUGUAAAAACAGAAAGGAAGAGGAAGCUAGAGACAAAGUAAUUACAGCUUGCUAGAAACAGAGGCUCCAUUCUGCCCAACAUCUUUGUACCUUACUCCUCAUGACAAGAUCUCACUGAGCCUCUACUGGGAGGAACAUUAUAAGGCUAAGCUCUGGCAUAUGGUUCAAACUUCUGCUGAAUCAUAACCAUUUGCUGCUGAGCUAUGACAAGAGAGGAAACAAAAAGUUAGACGAGCAAGCCUGCCAUAAGUGAGGAGAUCGUUUCAUCAGUAGUUAUUUACUUGCCUGAAACAUACACAGCUACUGCGAUAACCUUUGUAAAGGGUUGGUUGACAAGCUGCUUUCUACACACAAGUUUUAGGUUGUCUUCUUACAUUUUCAGCAAAAUUCCUUGAUAACAUGCUUUUGCGAAGUUCAGGAAAAUUAAAUGUGGGCACCAAGAAAGAGGAUGGUGAGAGUACAGCCCCCACACCUCGCCCAAAGAUCUUGCGUUGUAAAUGCCACCAUCAUUGUCCAGAAGAUUCGGUCAACAAUAUUUGCAGCACAGAUGGAUAUUGUUUCACAAUGAUAGAAGAAGAUGAUUCUGGGAUGCCUGUGGUAACUUCUGGAUGUCUAGGACUAGAAGGCUCAGAUUUUCAGUGUCGGGACACUCCCAUUCCUCAUCAAAGAAGAUCAAUCGAAUGCUGCACAGAACGGAAUGAAUGUAAUAAAGAUCUGCACCCCACCCUGCCUCCACUGAAAAACAGAGAUUUUGUUGAUGGAUCUAUACACCACAAAGCCUUACUUAUAUCUGUGACUGUCUGUAGUUUGCUCUUGGUCCUUAUCAUUUUAUUCUGUUACUUCAGGUAUAAAAGACAAGAAACCAGACCUCGGUACAGCAUUGGAUUAGAACAGGAUGAAACUUACAUCCCUCCUGGAGAAUCCCUGAGAGACUUAAUUGAGCAGUCUCAAAGCUCAGGAAGUGGAUCAGGCCUCCCUCUGCUGGUCCAAAGGACUAUAGCUAAGCAGAUUCAGAUGGUGAAACAGAUUGGAAAAGGUCGCUAUGGGGAAGUUUGGAUGGGAAAGUGGCGUGGCGAAAAGGUAGCUGUGAAAGUGUUCUUCACCACAGAGGAAGCCAGCUGGUUCCGAGAAACAGAAAUAUAUCAGACAGUGUUGAUGAGGCAUGAAAACAUUUUGGGGUUCAUUGCAGCAGAUAUCAAAGGGACAGGGUCCUGGACACAGUUGUACCUAAUCACAGACUAUCAUGAAAAUGGUUCCCUCUAUGAUUAUCUGAAGUCCACCACCUUAGAUACUAAAUCAAUGCUGAAGUUAGCCUAUUCUUCUGUCAGUGGCUUAUGUCAUUUACACACUGAAAUUUUUAGUACUCAAGGCAAACCAGCAAUUGCCCAUCGAGAUCUGAAAAGUAAGAACAUCCUGGUGAAGAAAAAUGGAACUUGCUGUAUAGCUGACCUGGGCCUGGCUGUUAAAUUUAUUAGUGAUACAAAUGAAGUUGACAUACCACCCAACACUAGAGUUGGCACCAAACGCUAUAUGCCUCCGGAAGUGUUGGACGAGAGCUUGAAUAGAAAUCACUUUCAGUCUUACAUCAUGGCCGACAUGUACAGUUUUGGACUCAUCCUUUGGGAGGUUGCUAGGAGAUGUGUAUCAGGAGGUAUAGUGGAAGAAUACCAGCUUCCCUAUCAUGAUCUAGUGCCCAGUGAUCCCUCUUACGAGGACAUGAGAGAGAUCGUGUGCAUCAAGAAGCUACGCCCCUCAUUCCCCAACCGAUGGAGUAGUGAUGAGUGUCUAAGGCAGAUGGGGAAACUCAUGACAGAAUGCUGGGCUCACAAUCCUGCGUCCAGACUGACAGCCCUGCGUGUUAAGAAAACACUUGCCAAAAUGUCAGAGUCCCAGGACAUUAAACUCUGAUUUGAGGGGAAAAAAAUAAGCACCACUGGAGAAAGCCAGUAGAUAUUCUUCUGUUUGUGGGCAGAGCAAAAGAUGUUCCAGAAGCAUCCACAGUACAAGCCUUGAACAUAGUCCUGCUUCUCAGUGGGUUCAGCCUGGCCUCUCAGGGAGCAGCCUGGACGGAGACAGAGAAAUUCCCAGAAACACGGAUUCAUCGGGUCUGUUUGUAGGAGGGAGAAAUCGCUCGGGUAACUUGUUCAAGAUAUGAUGCAUGUUGCUUUCUAAGAAAGCCCUGUAUUUUAGGAUUGCCAUUUUUUUCCCCCCAAAAGAUGCUUUAAUUUUGCCAAAAUAAAACAAAUAAUGUAGAUGUUUUAAGGUUUAUACUGGUAUAGUGUUAUAGUUUAAAUAAUAACAAUGAAAGUUCUUCCCAGAAUUUCUUCUGGAAGGCAAAUUAAAAUGUGUUUUUUCAUUGGUAAAAAUCUUGUUGCACUCUACAAACCAAAAGUCAGUCUGUGAAGUUGGAGAAUGCAGAAUGGAACUCAUCUGAAAAGCCCCCGCCCCCGCCUCCUCAGACCACUUUGGCCAGCCCUGCACUGGGGGCUGCCACAGCAAUGUGAAUGCACCUGGGUACAAGUACCACCUGUCUGGGCCCACAUUUUGGGAUUCCUGCAGGUUAACCGUUUGCAGCUUCAGAUGAUGUGGAACAAAUGAAGAUUUUAUGUGACUUUAUCAGAAGUAAGUGUCAAUGCUAUUCUUCAGAACCACUUUGUGUUUCUGAUUCUGUUAGGCAUUUCUUUCAUGAUAAAAUCCCUUCCUUCUCAUUAAACAUAAACAAAUCUCUUUUUUAUGUGCAGGGAAUUGACCCAUGCAUACUUUUGAUCUCUUAAAUGAAAGGAUCACUAUUAAAUAAAAUUGUCAUCAGUUGUGUUGAAGACAAGGCAUUUUAAAAUAGAGAUACUUUGCUCUUGCAUUGUAAGAAGACCAUGUCAGUAAGGUCGAGGGUGGGGAUGCAAAUGACUUGUUUCUUAUAUAUGCAGAAAAGCCAAUCACAGAAGCACACGGGAAAAAAGUAUGCACACUUUAUUUUGUAUAAAACAAGUUUCAUUUGGUUAUUCUCUCCCUUUUGUGUAUGAGUUAAGGGAAGGAAGCAUACGUCAGGUUAAUUUAACUGAAUUUUAAUUUAAAUAUAGAUAAAUAUAACCUCCAAAUGGUACAGCAGAAGAGUUAGUUGAAGCCGCAAAAUAUUAUGGCUGCUGUGAUUUAUUAUUCUAGAAUAGAUAUGGGUCAAGUAUAUACAUCUUAAGUGAUAAUUUCACACCUUAGGAAUGCUGGCUCAAUUUAUUUUAUUUUAUUCUCAAGAUGUUAAAUUCACUUUUUUAUUUAUUAUCUUCGUAUACUCUGUGGCACUUGUGUAAAACAUCUCCUCACCUACUCAAUUCUACGAGGUUUUAACUUUUGAGCAACAUAUAUCAAACCAUUGACAGGGCCGAUAUUUCUUGCAACAGGAAAAUAAAGUUUAAAAUUGUACACGUCCCUCUCACCUUUAUGCAUUUACAUUUCCUUACUAUGGUUUUCUUUUGCUUCUUAGAAAUUCUGUAGUGUUUAGUAAAGAAUUGGGAAGUGCUUACCCUUGGCCUUUUUUAAAAAAUGAUGUUCCUUCCAGUAUACUCCAGGGGGCAGUGUUUUACAACACAUUUCCACCACUUGGUGACCGAAGGAUGGACGUUUUUGAAAAUUUGACAGCUGCAUGAAAAAUGAGAAAAUAUUUUCCUCACCUCUGAAGUAGGCUUGCAGCUGGUGACUUGUUCGUUCAGAAAACAUCCUAGAGCAGAGAGUGGUUGUGAGCUGUGCUUAUAGUUUGGGAAAAUCAUCAGGAGAAACACAGUAUUCUACAUUCAGCAUUCAUGUCCCAGUGCUUCAUAGCCACAUUUUGUUUGUAACAAAGAAAGAAGAUUUUCUCAAUUCUUGAAUAUGAAUAAAAUUUCUGUUUUUUCAAAGAUGAAAAACAGUUGGUUCCAAAUAUAACUCUAAUUAGAAUGCUGCUUUUGAUGGUAUUAAAAUAACCUGAAUAGCAAUGUAAAGGUUCCUUUCUCUUGUGUCAGAUCGUAUUCUUUGUGAUAGUUUAGAAAGAAUAUGUGGCAAGAACUAAGGGUGAUGAUCAUCUGAGCAGGGGAGAGAAACUUCAUUGCCUCUAAUCAGAUCAUCUACAAACAAAUAAGUAAACAUUUAUGCUGGUUAGUGGGGACAUGUUUUUGUUUCUUGACUUUCCCUAAAUUUAAAAGAGGUUGGACAUAUCACUUAGAUAAAAACGUGUGUUCCUUUUGGCAAUUUUUAUACAUGGAUAACUUCAGAUCAGAACAUUUUGGGGGGAGAUGAUGAUUUGAAAGUAAACUAGAUUUCUAGGGAAGUAUUGGUUCCAAUGAAGAAUGGCAGGAAAUUUCUUCUAUGUUAUUUGUUUAGUUGCUUUGGAAAAACCAAUAGCUUACUUUCUAAUACUCAACCAGAUGUACUCACUAUGAACAUUUAAAAAUUAUUCCUGAGAUACUUCAAGAGACCCAUUUAGUUUUUAUAGUCUUUCAAUGUGACAAGAAUUUAUUUAUAAAUAGAUUUUUCUGUCUUACCAAAAUCCGUUUUACUUAGGGAAUACUAAAUUGUUCUGAAAGAGACUACCUACUCACUUUCAAAUAAUCCUUUUUUGUUGUUAUUUUUAAAGUCCUAGUAGCUCAGAAAUGAAUUUUGUUUUAUUUUUGUUUGUUUGUUUUGUCUUUCGAUAGAACCUGGAAAUUAGUAAUGUAGUUGAAUUCUUACUAUCAGAACGAUUUCAAAGACUAAGAUUUUCUUCUAGUCGCUACUCAUCCCCUGCCCCAAGGAAUCCUAAAAUAUUAGUUGGUAGCUAAUAUAAGUUUUAUAUGCUAAGAUGUUCAGGUUUAUAGUUUAUGUGUAUAUAUAUUAUAUAAAUAUAUAUGUAUAUAUAAAUAUUAUGUUCAGUUUGGAGUCUGGCACAACUCCAUUUUGUGGAUUAGAGAGUAAAAUAUUAUGGAUGAUAAAGUACUAAAUGAAACAUAAUAUUUAUUUAUGAAAGUGUGUAGAUCGUUAAAUCACAGAUGACAGUGCUAUGAACGUUGUGUGUGCGGAGACAGGCCUUUGACCUCCUGGAAAGCAUCGCUCAAAAGUCAUUAGUGACCAUUCUUUUUAUUCUCAGAACAUAAAGCUUCUUAGAAAACAUGCUCAGAUUUUAUUUACAGGGCAUUCUUUGUUUCAAUUGUUGUGUAAUCAGGUAUACAAGUACUGAAUACAAACCGAAUUUCAUGUUCCUAGAGUCAUGCAUAUUCAUUAGAAGUUACAUUGUUUUAUGUUGUUGGUCUGUUCUGGUUCUUCUUUGUUGGUGGAAAGGCAUUGAAAGAAGUACAGUUUUUAAACUUGAAUAGUUUUAUAGUUAAAUCUCCUUAGAAAAUUCAGUCACAUAGUGGAAAUGAGAGAAAUGGCAUCAGAAGUGAUUUAGUUUAGCAAUUAUGAUUCCUCUUCUAAAACAAAACAAAACAAAACAAAAAUGCCAUAUUUUUUGGAGAAGAGUUGGCGAUAUAUAAAGGGUUUUGUUGUCUUUUUCAAAAGAAGACUCAUUUGUGUUCUUUUGGGGAACCAGUGCCUUAUUGAAUUUGUAUAUACUGUAAUUAUUCAGUACUAGGGAACAAACAAUUGUAUUUGUUACAAAUUGUAUAUGGCUUUGUUUGAACAUUCCCCCAAAUAAAAUGGUUUCAUUCUCCCCUUGGAAAGAA
Molecule: messenger RNA, 5771 nt
Organism: Pteropus alecto (black flying fox)
Lineage: Eukaryota; Metazoa; Chordata; Mammalia; Chiroptera; Pteropodidae
Gene: BMPR1B
Product: bone morphogenetic protein receptor type 1B
Exons: 15
Coding region: 508-2016 (502 amino acids)
Biological process (GO): cellular response to growth factor stimulus; BMP signaling pathway; dorsal/ventral pattern formation
Cellular component (GO): plasma membrane; signaling receptor complex
Molecular function (GO): transforming growth factor beta receptor activity, type I; SMAD binding; ATP binding
Source: RefSeq, a predicted model, not a curated record